AUGGUGAAGUUUUUGAAACCUAACAAGGCUGUCGUUGUUCUCAACGGCCGUUUCGCUGGUCGGAAGGCCGUGAUCGUAAAACAGUUCGAUGACGGAACUCGUGACCGUCCCUACGGUCACUGCCUCGUCGCUGGAAUCGCCAAAUAUCCGAAGAAGGUGAUUCGUAAAGAUUCAGCAAAGAAGACUGCGAAGAAGUCGCGUGUGAAGGCAUUUAUCAAGCUAGUGAACUACAACCACAUAAUGCCGACGAGGUACACUCUCGACGUCGAUCUCAAGGAUGUCGUCUCGGUCGAUGCUCUCCAGUCGCGCGACAAGAAGGUUACAGCUUGCAAAGAGACCAAAGCAAGGCUAGAGGAGCGGUUCAAGACCGGGAAAAACCGUUGGUUCUUUUCGAAGCUCCGAUUCUGA
This is a messenger RNA of Lactuca virosa, 408 nucleotides long. NCBI's taxonomy places the organism in Eukaryota, Viridiplantae, Streptophyta, Magnoliopsida, Asterales, Asteraceae. The record is from the annotation of a GenBank genome assembly.